UGGGGGGCAUGUGGGGAUAAUUUUAGGCUCCGAAUGUUUGGCCCUAAGGUGCCUAAAAUUAUGAUUUUUUGCGCUUUAAAUUUUGAGAAUUUUGGAGGCCUUAUUUGGUGGAAGGCCUUCUAUGACAAUGUUUAUGUCUUUGAGAUAGACGUUGUCCCAUUUUUCGUUUUCCUAUUAAAUAUCCUCAACUUUCUUGUCAGAGUUGUACGAUGUUCUCACCCUAUUAUCAUCGUAAAAGUUAUAAUUGAUGUGGAUUGUUGAUGGUUGAACGAUUUAAAAAAAAUUCUUCAUUUUUAAGGUCAGUACAUAGAAAACAAUUUAAAUUAAAAAAGAUUGAAAUGAAGACUGUUAGGCAAUUAAUAAUUGAUGAACUUGAUUUAAAUGAAGCUGAACCUUCUGCAAAAAUUUCAAAAACAACUAUUCGACAAAAAAAUAUGAAGGAUGAACAACUUAUAGAAGAUAAAAUUGAACAAAUGUUGGAAUCGGCAGAGAUUGCGCGCGAACCUAGUAGACCUUUUCCACCACGUGUCCGACUUAAAGUUGUUUACUCUGGAAAAUGGUUGAAUAUUCCGCCUAUCAAUGGCCGAAAAUUUGGGGCUAAAUAUAUGGAUCGCGUUGCUAAUGCUACUGAAAUGGUUACAAUUUUUUAAAAUAUUUUUAGUGGAAUAAAUGAGAGAGGGGGUCCUCAACUGUUUUAAUUAGGGUUUUGGUGUUUUCGAGUCGGGCUGACGUUAGAGUUAUUUUUUCGUGCUUAAUUUUUAUCGGGCCGGCCCGACCGGGUCUUUUUGGGCCAAAAUUUGAUGCC
Messenger RNA from Meloidogyne enterolobii, 805 nucleotides. The record is from the annotation of a GenBank genome assembly. NCBI's taxonomy places the organism in Eukaryota, Metazoa, Nematoda, Chromadorea, Rhabditida, Meloidogynidae.